GACAAUGGGCUUUACGAGUCACGAAGGGAACCCAAGAUUCUUCACUAAGUCUUGGCUUGCGAGCCAUGCUCGUACCUGUGUCAUUUCCGUCCGGAAUUUACUAUUAUUGGAUACGAUACUACCUUGAUUCAAGGAAAUUUCCAGGGCCAAUCAGCCUCUAAAGCUCAUCCGAGGCUCAACUUAUCCAAGGAAGUGAAUGUGGUCGUUACAAUUCAGAUGCUGCAGAUCAUAAAGCCCUCUAUCGUAUCCCGAAGGGGGUUCUCUUCUUCUCCAAUAAAAUGUCGAGAAUCUUAAUGAUAUUCAUUUUCGGAGCUCGUAAAGAAAGGCAAAUAAUAUCUUGGCGAGAGGGGAUGAAAUGCAUCAGGUCCACAAUUAGACACUGCAGAAGUGCCAGACGAUACAACAGAAUGGGGGCGGAGCGAGAUGUAGUUCACCGAGUACGAAAUGGCCUCGUUCAGGAAGACAGCUCAUGACAGUCAUAACAGUCAAUCGCGAGUAUAAAGGGCGGGUCAUCUCCUGUCAUAUAGCUCGUUCAGAAUCAUCAACAAUCUCCCGCAAGUAUCAAAUCCACUAUUCAUUGUCUACUCUAUCCGGCCACAAGCCACUUAUCAACAUGAAGAAUAUCUUUGUUGCUACCUUGGGUCUCUUCGCUGCAGUUUCGUCUGCCUUGCCCUACACCACUCCUGUCAAUGACAACCCUAUCUCUGCUCUACAAGCGCGCGCGACGACAUGCUCGGCCAAGGCGACGGAUAACCUCAUCUUCAAGGUCUCCAUGAAGACCUUCCAGAAGGCGCGCAAGGCCAAGAACCCCUCCAAGUGCAACUGGUCAUCGGACAACUGCUCCAAGUCGCCCGACAAGCCGGAUGGAUACAACUUCAUCCCCAGCUGCCAAAGACACGAUUUCGGCUACCGGAACACCAAGAAGCAGAAGCGCUUUACGAAGGCCAUGAAGAAGCGCAUUGACGACAACUUCAAGAAGGAUCUCUACAAGUACUGCAGCCAAUUCUCCGGCUGGAGCUCGUGGAAGGGCGUCGAGUGCCGUCGCCUCGCCGAUGUCUACUAUACUGCUGUCCGCCACUUUGGAAAGCGUGACGAAGAGCUCGAAUUCGACCCUGACACUAUUGAGUUCGAGAAGCGUGAUGAGGUGGCCGAUGUCCAGCCUGACGAAUUCGAUAACUUUGACGGUUCCGAGGUGGACCCUGAUAUUGAGGGCCAGGUUAUCCCCGAAGUUUCCGAAGAUGAUGGAGUGGAUGUGGAAAACCUUGACGAGAUUGAAAACCUAUAGGGGUUCGACAUUUUGUUCGACACCUUUUAAAUAGGCUACUUUGGAUUACACCAGAUGCCAAUGGAGGAGGGAAACCAACGCAUGCUUUUGCCUGUUUGUAACUUUGAGUUCCUACGCUGCGACCCGUUCUUAUAACAUCUGAUGUGAAUUGUGCUUUUUGUUAUGUGCCCAGUACUACCAUCCUACGCUGUCAUCACAAAAGAUGGAACAGGAGUAAUUGUGUGUUUUCAGACUUGAAAUAGGUAGCAGACCCCUAG
Aspergillus caelatus is the source of this 1542-nucleotide messenger RNA. RefSeq names its product phospholipase. The record is from RefSeq and is a predicted model, not a curated record. Gene Ontology annotation, molecular function: A2-type glycerophospholipase activity. Bases 470 to 1285 code for a protein of 271 amino acids. The transcript has a single exon. Gene Ontology annotation, biological process: phospholipid metabolic process; arachidonate secretion. Lineage: Eukaryota; Fungi; Ascomycota; Eurotiomycetes; Eurotiales; Aspergillaceae.